This is a messenger RNA of Soboliphyme baturini, 537 nucleotides long. NCBI's taxonomy places the organism in Eukaryota, Metazoa, Nematoda, Enoplea, Dioctophymatida, Soboliphymatidae. The record is from the annotation of a GenBank genome assembly.
AUGACGGCAAAACGGAUUUCGCCGCAGGGUGAAGGGCGUGCUGGUUGUUCUGCGAAUUUCUCUCGCUGCUUCGUUCAGGCUCUGCUCUUGACUUCUACUUGUUCCUCUUCAGCGGGCAUCUGUCUGUUCAAUUUCCUCUUUGUGCUUAGCGUGUGCGCUGCGCGCCAGGACUGCUCGCACUCAUAUGAGCUAGCGGCAGCCGGCUUCACUGCGCGGAUGUUUUACAGCCGUGUCUGUGUCCGUGUCCGUUCCUGUUUUUUGCCGAACGCGCGUCCGUACAAAGAAGGAGAAGACGGUGCAAUGGCCGGCCUCUGGCACACGAAAAGCGUGCAGGAGGUGCUGAAGCAGCUGAACGUGACAGCCGACGGCGGACUGUCUGACAACGACGUGAAGACACUCAGGGAGAAAUACGGUUUUAACGAGCUUCCGGCGGAGGAAACCAAACCGUUGCUUCAGCUGAUUCUCGAACAGUUUGAUGAUCUUCUGGUGAAGAUCCUCUUGCUCGCCGCCAUCAUAUCUUUCGUAAGUACGAGUUGA